Caenorhabditis briggsae is the source of this 423-nucleotide messenger RNA. The coding region runs from base 1 to 423 and encodes 140 amino acids. The transcript is spliced from 4 exons. NCBI's taxonomy places the organism in Eukaryota, Metazoa, Nematoda, Chromadorea, Rhabditida, Rhabditidae. The record is from RefSeq and is a predicted model, not a curated record.
AUGAAUUUCACAAAUAUCACGUUUCUUGAUGAUAACGUGACUGCAAUCAUUGAUACUUCCUGGAACCUAUCCAAGCACAGUCAAUCGACGGAUAGAAUUUUUCCGCUGCUUCACAAUUAUUACAAUCAUCAUGACCAAAUAGAUUAUGUGACUUUCAAUAAGUUUAUCAACACAAGCGCUAACCUAGCCUACCCGGGCGUUCUGAACACAAGCAUAUUUGAUUUUAUACGACUCGGUCUAUCAAUUUUGGGAAUCAUUUGCAAUAUCUCAGUUUUGGUGGCAAAUCUUAUCAAUGGGAGGAACAAACAUGGCAUCCUCAAAAUCCGACUUCUCGUAUUAUUCCUCACUCUCAUUAUGACAAUUAGUUGCAUCUUGAUGACAUUGGUGUUUGUGUUUGAUUGCUUGACAGAUGUGAUUUCCUGA